Molecule: messenger RNA, 1770 nt
Organism: Cucumis melo (muskmelon)
Lineage: Eukaryota; Viridiplantae; Streptophyta; Magnoliopsida; Cucurbitales; Cucurbitaceae
Product: adenylyltransferase and sulfurtransferase MOCS3
Exons: 12
Coding region: 193-1596 (467 amino acids)
Biological process (GO): tRNA wobble position uridine thiolation
Cellular component (GO): cytosol; cytoplasm
Molecular function (GO): adenylyltransferase activity; URM1 activating enzyme activity; thiosulfate-cyanide sulfurtransferase activity
Source: RefSeq, a predicted model, not a curated record
GCUUUUCUUACCUGUUUGACCAGCUUCGGCAUUGACCCACAGUCUGUUUCCCUUCAAAUCAAUUUACCCAUAUCGUUUUAAGGCCCAGCUCUGCAAGUUCAAACUUUUUUGGACUCCCACCAGCAAGGUUCAGAGGCUUUUUCGAAUAAUAGCAUUUGCUCCUCUCUCUCUCAGCUUCUUAGCUGACCUACAAUGGCCUCAACUACUGGUGAAUCUUCUCGUAUUCUUCACGAGAUUGAGACCUUGAAAUCUGCCAAGUUCGACUUAGAACGUCGUAUUUCAGCUCUUGAAUCGCAGCUACACAACCUCAAUCAACCCCACAACAAUGGUGUUUCUAAUGCCUCUUCCACUUCACCAUCCACCUUUCCUCAUGGUCUCUCCCCUGAUAUGAUUUACAGAUACAGUCGCCAUCUCCUUCUUCCUUCCUUCGGAGUCCAAGGACAAUUGAGGCUUUCUAAGUCUUCAGUUUUAGUUGUUGGAGCGGGAGGAUUGGGCUCGCCAGCUUUAUUGUAUCUUGCAGCUUCUGGUGUUGGUCGUCUGGGAAUUGUUGACCACGAUGUAGUUGAGCUAAAUAACAUGCAUCGGCAGAUCAUCCAUACCGAGGCAUAUAUUGGCCGGUCAAAAGUAGAAUCUGCUGCUGCUACAUGUCGAUCGAUCAACUCUACUGUCCAGAUCGUUGAGCACAAAGAAGCUCUUCGCACAUCAAACGCUUUAGAAAUCUUUAGCAAAUACGAUAUUAUAGUAGAUGCCACAGAUAAUGCUCCAAGCCGGUACAUGAUUAGUGAUUGUUGUGUGGUUCUGGGAAAGCCUCUUGUGUCUGGUGCAGCUCUUGGUUUGGAGGGGCAGCUCACAGUUUACAAUUACAAUGGAGGCCCGUGCUACCGAUGCCUGUUUCCAACUCCGCCACCAACAACAGCGUGCCAAAGGUGUGCUGACAGUGGUGUUCUAGGAGUAGUUCCUGGGAUCAUUGGUUGUCUCCAAGCCUUGGAGGCCAUAAAAAUUGCAAGUGCGGUUGGUGAUCCACUUUCAGGACGGAUGCUUCUGUUUGAUGCGUUAGCAGCGAGGAUCAGAAUUGUCAAGAUUCGUGGAAGGUCGGUGCAAUGUGAAGUAUGUGGAGAAAAUUCUGAAUUCAAAGCAGCACAAUUUCAAGAAUUUGACUAUGAAAAGUUCACUCAGUCUCCAUUAUCUACGUCUCCUCUGAAGUUAAAACUACUAGAGCCAAACUCAAGAAUAAGCGCCAGAGAAUACAGAGACCGACUUCAUAGCAACGAAUCACACGUGCUUGUGGAUGUCCGUCCCGAGCACCAUUUCAAGAUUGUUUCUCUUCCCAACUCCCUUAACAUCCCGCUGGCGAGUUUGGACGGAAGGCUGGAAGAAGUGGUAUCAGCAUUGAAGGAAGAGGAGCAUAAACAUAAACAGAAGUCAAAGUCGUCCUCCAAUGGUGAUGUUGAAUUAUACGUUGUCUGUAGGAGAGGGAAUGAUUCUCAAAGAGCCGUGAAGUACCUCCAAGAGAAUGGGUACCCUUCAGCUAAGGAUAUCAUUGGUGGAUUGGAGGGUUGGGCCCAGGAGGUAGACCCCACUUUCCCUUCCUAUUAAUUUGGUGUUUGUUUGUAUAUUUUAAUUUUCCCCAUUCAACAUUUCCCCUUUACUACUUUGUCAUUCACUCAUUAGCCAUACUGUAUAAUGUGGGAUCCAAUUAUUGACUUAGAGAGAGAUACUACAUGUAACUAAUUGUUAUUCUUGAUUAUUAUUUCAAGUUUUGUUUAAUUA